Molecule: messenger RNA, 414 nt
Organism: Helicoverpa armigera (cotton bollworm)
Lineage: Eukaryota; Metazoa; Arthropoda; Insecta; Lepidoptera; Noctuidae
Gene: Nxt1
Product: NTF2-related export protein
Exons: 1
Coding region: 1-414 (137 amino acids)
Biological process (GO): poly(A)+ mRNA export from nucleus
Cellular component (GO): nuclear pore central transport channel
Source: RefSeq, a predicted model, not a curated record
AUGGCAGAGGCGACCAUCAAAAAUAUCGACAAUGCUUGCGAAACAGCAGAGGAAUUUACAAAAGUAUUUUACAAGCAAGUAGACAACAACCGGCAUUUAUCAUCCAAACUGUACUUGGACACUGGCCUCCUGGUUUGGAAUGGCAACGGAAUCAACGGCAAUGACAAAAUUCAGAAGUUUCUUAUGGACUUGCCUGCCAGUAAUCAUGUACUCAAGACAUUAGAUGCACAACCUAUAUCAGACAAUUUGGUGUCCAACAAGUUAACUUACCUCAUUCAAGCUUGUGGAGAUGUGACCUACCAGAAUGACGAUAGCAAGAAGCCCUUUCAACAAACGUUUGUGAUAGUUGCUGUUGAUGGCAAGUGGAAAAUUGCAUCAGAUUGCUUCAGACUGCAAGUUCCUUACAACAGUUAA